AUGACGUGCUCGAACCCGGGCAGAGCGGGUGACGAGUUGGGAACCCAGGAAAACACCAACGUUUCGAGGUCCAAGAGACGCGAAGAGAUAAAAAGCGUACGGCAAUCGCUGAAGAUUCUCUUUGGUGAAAUAUCGGAGUGGUGGAAAUAUCCCGCGGGGUGGGUUUCGGAACGUUGGAUACCGGCUCGUAUGGAACUCGACACGAUCUAUGUUGGCGCUGCACCUCACCGUGCAUCCCAACAUGGAUCGUCGUUCCGUGCUGUUGUUCUCGGGCAUCGAACCCCGAGAGCGUCCCUCGGGCGCGUCCCGUGCAGCACAGAUAUCAUGCCGCACAGGUCCAGGGUCGGACCUGCGGCGCGAGCGCACGGGACGCGCCGGAAAACACAGCUGUGCGCGACGCCGACGCCGAGCUUCGUGCCGCGCCACUCCGCGCAGACGGCGUUAACGCUUCAACAAGGUACAGCCCAGGGCGACGUGGUUCACACACGGCUACCAGGGAAAAAUACUAGUGGUGUGUGGAGCAAGUCGCCCUGGGCCGCGAGAUAA
Messenger RNA from Micromonas commoda, 546 nucleotides. RefSeq lists its product with no specific name. The transcript is spliced from 3 exons. The coding region runs from base 1 to 546 and encodes 181 amino acids. The record is from RefSeq and is a predicted model, not a curated record. Lineage: Eukaryota; Viridiplantae; Chlorophyta; Mamiellophyceae; Mamiellales; Mamiellaceae.